GACGUUGUGAUACGGUAGUGGAGUCUCUGCAACGCGUCGACGUAGGCCUACUCUGGUAAAUCUAUGAUUUAAGGCCACGAAACAUGGAUUUGGGACGCAGAAAUUCCGAUUUGUUUGGGACUCGAACUCACCUCGUUUGAUCUGCAGUCAAGACCUUUCCCUCUAUGCUAGCGAGAAGCGCUGAUACCGGAAAGAGUAUUUUUACGAUUAUCAGCCGAUAGUUCGACUAGUCUUGACCCGCAGACCCUUUACUGACUAAAUAAACCGAUGUCUAUGGACAAUUACACGCACAAGAUCUCGCUCGAAAUUUGACGGAAUAAAGCCAUAUUCUGUUUUGAUGGUAGAGAUGGCUCGGAUCCAGGAUCGAACAACAUGCCGUUACAGUUCUCCAGCAGAAGUGGGCCAAAGGUCAUAGAGAAUUCUCGUGAUGAAGAACAAGACAUCCAAUCGUCAGACCGAGGAGGAGGACGCUUGAGAAGAAGAAAAUCUACUCCAGAAAGACAAAUGUGGGAAGGGGAUGGAGCCAUGGGUUACCAGGACAACCUCAUGAACAGCGCCCUCAUGAUGGGCGGCAGCGGGGGCAGUCCCAUAAUGCCAGGUCCAGAUUUUGGUGGCCUAGCAGCGGGUUACCCGUUCCCCUUGGAGGGACAGGACUACAUGCAAGGCGGUCCCAUGGGGGGCCAACCCAUGAUGCCUAUGGGAGGAUCGUUGAUGGGACCGCCCAUGGGAGGACCUAUGGGCAUGGGGGACUUGUCCGGUAAUGGGCCCAGGAAACCGGUCCUGCACUUUGCUGAUUUCACCCUAUUUCCACCGACCGUGCACCAGGGUCCACCGCCAGUCGGUGAGCGCCCUCUAGGAUGCAAGACCAUCUUCGUCGGCGGUCAGCCUGAGAACAUGACGGUGGACAUGAUGCUUGAACUCUUCACCAAACACGGAGGAGAGGUCAUCAACAUCCGACAAGGAAAGAGAAACUUCUGCCAUGUUCGCUUCAAGGAAGAGAUGUCCAUAGACAAGGCCAUGUUUGUUUCAGGCUAUAGAGUGCGGAUUGGUGCAAACAUCGACCCACCCAACAACGGCCGUCUUCGGCUAGACUUUGCAGAGAAUCGUGAUGACCAGUACGAGUUCGAAUGUGAUCAGCGGCGCAGGGCCAGAGAGGCAAGACAUGCUAAUAAAACAAGCAUUGUUGUACCGGAAGAACCGGCCGUGACACCGAGGUACUCGCACAUCGAGAGCUCCAACCUGCUUGCAAAAGUCAAAGAUGGUGAGACAUUCCCUCAAGCUGCUAACAUGCUCGUCACGUGGCUAGAGAGAGGAGAGUGUGAUAAAAGAAAUUCAACUCAGUUCUACAACUUGGUCAAGUCGGCACACAUGCAUGUGAGACGGCUGAUCGGUGAGAAAGCUCAGUGUGACCUGAACCUCAAUCAGAUACAACAGCAGUUCAGGAUGCAGGUUAUUGGCCUCAUUACACAAUACACGCUGAUCGAGCAGGUAUUAAUGAGUGCAUGUAAGCAGAAGGUCUGGGAUCAUUUUACCAAGGCACAACGGAAAAACAUUGAAGGCUGGAAGCAACAGACUAAGGAGUUGCGUCAGCAGCAGCAAGAGGAGCUAGGAUUGGGUGAGAAGGGGGAGGCAGAGAUGGAUAUGUCAGAUGAAGAAGACCAAAGUGGGACUCACAGCGAGGCAAAACGCCAACGGACAGACACUCCUAUCUCAGAGUCAUCCUCUGUAAAAAAUCUGUCGGUACCUCCAGCUCAGCCCGAUGACCAGCUCCAGCUCCAGGUCCAGGCGCUGAUGCACCAGAACAACGUCCUGCGCAACCAGUUGGAGUCUCAGAAAUCCAAGGAUGAAUCUACCAUUCUGGCCCCGCCCGGGACCACGCCCACCACCGUGCCGAUCGCUAACGAGGAGAUGGAAACUCAGAUCAAAGCACUCCAACAUUCUCUACUUAGUAUGCAACAGCAACUUCAAGAUACUAAGAACAAAUGGAAGAAGGAAGAAUCAAUGCGGAAAGAAACAGAGGAGAGACUUCAAUCCGUAGAAGCACAGUUAUCGAGCAGGAUUGACUCGGUGCCUACGAAAGCGGACACAGAUUCGACCCUUGACCCCAAGAAGGCUGACAUGAUAGGUCUACUGAGCAUCUUUCUUCACGUUCAUCCGUUCGGUGCAUCAACGGAAUACCUAUGGUCAUACAUGCAGCGUAUCAACCCAUCGGUGACCAUCACGGAGAUUGAAGGGCUACUGAACUCCUACCCAACCAUAUUCCGGCAUGAUCUCUUCGGGGUCGGUGCCUCGCUAGAGAAGCGGUGGCGCUACACAGCCUUCUCGAAAUUUUACGACCUGAAAUUGGAUAAUAAUAGUUCAUGAGGAUGUUUUGAUGGGAUAUAGAGGAACUGAGCCAUGAGGACUUAAUUGUUGAAGCGUUACUUGACCUUGGGGUCAACAUUUGAACCUUUGGAAGGUCAGAGUUUUGUAUGUGGCCUUGUUAUUGUGAUCCUGUGUUAUUUGCAAUACUGCAAAGCUGUGUACAUGAUCAGCUGACAUGCUAUGUUUGGAACGGUUUUUAGAUUCUUUUGUGAUUCCAUCUCACAAAGACAAGCUUAUGACUAGUCAAUUAGAACAAAGUUGUUACUGAUGCCAUCUUAGGAUUACCUGUGUUCUUUCAGUAAGGACAAGUCUGUAAGUAUAUGUAACGCUAAAAGCUUUAAUUGCAAUGUUUUAAAAGUGCAUCUCUUGAGACCAACUUUUUGCAUGUUUUGGUAUGAUGAGGAAACAAAUGGGUCAUGCUAUACUCGAGUAAUUCGAGUAUAACAUUUUACAUCCUGAAUUUCACCCAAAUGAGGAUUAGGAGUCGAGGGGGAAAUGCUCCAUUGUGGCAGCUGUAUGUAAUAAUUUCAUAAGAGAAUCAAUGUAAAGGUUUGAAUUAAUUCUUGGACCAUGAAUGCAUGAAUGUAUAUACUGCUACACAAAUCAAUGAAAAUAGCUAUUAAUAACGGCAUUUUCUCUAUGUGUUGUGUGGGAAGGAAGUUGAUGUUUACUACUAAAACAAAAAUAAUAUGUUGACUACUUUGAAAUUUGUUCAAACUUUAUUGGAUAUGAAAUACGUCAGAAUACCCAUGUCUGUACAUACAUGUACCAUAAUGCACCAAAAUUAUACAAAUAAAACAAUUUCUUUGCAAAAUUAAACAAAACUCCCUCAAAAAAACACCGAAAACAAUUUUAAAGACAUACUUCAGGCUGUAAAAAAUAAAUUCUUUGUAAAAGUUCUAUGCAUGUCUUCAUGAAUAAACAAUGAGGAAAUUAAUGUCAUAACCACACAUACUAUGAUCACUCAUAUUUCAUCCUCCAAUGAUUGAAAAAUUGGAUUAGCAACUGAUUUAUAGGGAUGCACCAGGCUGAAGAUAUUUAUAUCUAUCAAAAUCGGAUAAUAAAUAACUUGAAUUUUAAAAAUUUGCAUUAUUCCGGUGAAACAUUUCUAGGUUUAUCUUCAUGAAUAUUCAUAAGGUGGGCUGAUGUCAUAUCCCCACUUGUUUUGUAUUUUAUUAUAUGAAAUUAGAUUUAUUCAAUAAUUUUCUACCUAGAACUAAAUCAAUUGGAUUCACAACUGAUAAAGUGCAUUAGUUAUUUAUUGCUGCAACUUAAAGUGGGGAUGUGACGCCAUCAGACCACCUAAUGAAUAUUCAUGAAGACAGGCCUAGAACUGUUUUACCGGAAUAGUGCAAAUCUUUAAAAUUCAAUAACUUUGGGGGGUUUGUGAAUUUUACUCUAUUUAUUUAUAACUAUAUGUUAUUAUAUGAAAUCUCAUAGGAGAAACGACAUGAGCCAACCUGACGAAUAUUCAUGACGAUGUGCAUAUAACUUUUCACAAAACAAUUUACUCAAUGAAUAGAACAAAAUGUAUAAUUAAGAACAGACUUUGCUAUUCACAUGAACAUAUAAAACUGGAUUAUAGAGAGCCUUCGAUAACAUUUCAAA
Messenger RNA from Lytechinus pictus (painted urchin), 3972 nucleotides. RefSeq names its product ecto-NOX disulfide-thiol exchanger 2-like. Gene Ontology annotation, cellular component: external side of plasma membrane; plasma membrane. The record is from RefSeq and is a predicted model, not a curated record. Gene Ontology annotation, molecular function: RNA binding; oxidoreductase activity. The transcript is spliced from 14 exons. Gene Ontology annotation, biological process: ultradian rhythm. The coding region runs from base 373 to 2364 and encodes 663 amino acids. NCBI's taxonomy places the organism in Eukaryota, Metazoa, Echinodermata, Echinoidea, Temnopleuroida, Toxopneustidae.